Microdochium trichocladiopsis is the source of this 957-nucleotide messenger RNA. RefSeq lists its product as uncharacterized. The coding region runs from base 1 to 957 and encodes 318 amino acids. Lineage: Eukaryota; Fungi; Ascomycota; Sordariomycetes; Xylariales; Microdochiaceae. The record is from RefSeq and is a predicted model, not a curated record. Gene Ontology annotation, molecular function: oxidoreductase activity. The transcript is spliced from 6 exons.
AUGGCUUCGCUCGUCGCAAACCCUGUGGCUUACAAGCCAGCCCGAUCCUUGUCUGCACCGUACCAGCCAGAGGUGUCCUUUCCGCUGGCACUGGAGCUAUCCAAGGACGGGACAUCCACUGCCGAGCUGACUGAUACGAUCCGAGGCCUCGCUGCCAACGGCACCAUCCGGAAGUUGUUGGACGCCCACGGCGCCAUUUACUUCAACAACCUUGGGCUUACGUCGCCGGACGACUUUUCAGACUUCGCCCACAGUUUCGGCUGGCUGCCACAUGAGGACAUUGGCAACCCUGUGCGGCGUACCUUGUUGGCAAGAAACGUGGCGACUGCAAACGAGGGCCCCAAUACUCAACCUGUCUAUCCGCACAACGAGUUCGGUCUGAGCCCUCACUAUCCCGCCUAUGUGUUCUUUUAUUGUGUUUACGAUAUGAGACAGGGUGUCAAAUAUCACCUGUUCUACCCCAACGCGCCACGGAACCAGACCGACUCCCCUGGGACGUCCGUCUUGCAAGCAUAUGGCCCCCAAGUCCUGGACGACGACGACACCGAGACCGCCCGCAAAAAGAUCGAGCGUGAGAUCCGCAGGCUGCCGACCGCAAGCUGGACGUGGGAGAACCAGUCGGACAAGAACCCGCUAGGCGAUCUGCGGGUCUGGCAAGUUCUACCUGCUGUACGCCAGCACGAGCAGACCGGGCACCCGGCUUUCUUCAACAACGUCGUCUCCCGCUUCCUCAAUGCCGUCUCCGCCGGCUCGCUCCUCCCACCGCACAUCAACAACGACGGCCAAUACCAGCCCCCCGCUUUUUAUGGCGACGGGUCUCUCAUCCCGCGCGAAUACCUCGAUUAUGCCGUGGCAGUGAUCCACGAAACUCGGGCGCUCGUCACAUGGCGCCCUGGAGACGUAUUGCUUCUCGACAACCACGCCGUGCAACACGCCAGAGAGCCGUGGACUGGGUAA